AUGAAAUCUACAUCUCUUCUCACGUUUGCAUGCUUAAUGGCACCUUUCCUGGCAACAAGCGGUGCAAGCUUCUCAGACUGCCGUCCAAAGUACAGUGGCAAUAUUGCGAUCAACAACGAGCAAAUCGGAAUCACUGGUCAAUACAACUCUUUAGGUAAGGUUUCAAAAGGCUUCACCCCGGUUAAUUUCGUUUUUUACGAAUGCAAAAUCGAGGGUUAUAGCCGUUCUCCGGAUGAGUAUGGCUUCUUGAUUGCAAAUGGAGUUGACAAAAGCAAGUGUGCAACGGCUAUUUUGCAGGGCAGUGACAAGUCCUUUGCUACCAUCGAUCACUAUCAAUGUGACUACAACGGAGCAAACAAAGAACAAAUCAAUCGUCAAUUGGUGUAUGCAAAUUAUUUCCGUCCAAAUGGUGGAGAUGCAGUUAUUGACAUCACAUUCCAAGGUAGCCCAAAGACUGAAACCAAUACCGGAUUUACUAUGAGACAUGCUUCGCCACUCAGACCACAAAAGGUUUCAAAGAAGGCACAGUCAUCAUCGACAACAAGACGUACAACCUCGGAUAUGACACUUUAUCCUUGCAUGAUGUCGUUAUCGAACCGUCCGAUUCUAUCGUGCCAGGCCAACCGACCACGAAUGAAGAGAAGAUUAAGAAUGAUCUUGGAAAGAAUGGUUUCACACUUUCAGCCAGUGCUAAAGCAGUUUUCGCAUCUACCAAGAAGAUCUUUUGAGCUGUAUUCCGCUGAAAGGCUUUUUUGGUCAAAGUCUGACAAUCAAAAAGUUGCCAUGCUGCAUAGAUGCUGUCUCCUCCUUCUUCACCUCUUCUUUGUAGGGAUAUACAUACCCUUGACGCAAUCUUAA
Meira miltonrushii is the source of this 858-nucleotide messenger RNA. RefSeq lists its product as uncharacterized. The coding region runs from base 1 to 858 and encodes 285 amino acids. The transcript has a single exon. NCBI's taxonomy places the organism in Eukaryota, Fungi, Basidiomycota, Exobasidiomycetes, Exobasidiales, Brachybasidiaceae. The record is from RefSeq and is a predicted model, not a curated record.